Messenger RNA from Xenia sp. Carnegie-2017, 2172 nucleotides. RefSeq lists its product as uncharacterized. The record is from RefSeq and is a predicted model, not a curated record. Lineage: Eukaryota; Metazoa; Cnidaria; Anthozoa; Malacalcyonacea; Xeniidae. Gene Ontology annotation, molecular function: protein binding. The coding region runs from base 1 to 1878 and encodes 625 amino acids. The transcript has 8 exons.
AUGUACUUGGGGGUGUCUCAUUCUCCACGUUUAAAUACUAUAACAACAAUUCAUGUAAAAAUUGGCUUUGAACGGAAAAGUAUCGAGGGUAAUGCAACGAGACAAAGCUUGUUGAAGAAGGGCGACUGGUUCCUCUUUCCUGGCGCGGGAUAUGUCGAUUCGUUGUACACCUUUCUGUGGGCCGUGCGGCAAACGUACAAGCACAGCGAUUUACUUGUUGCCUUGCUGAAUACAAAGGACCACGAUAAAAACUUUUUCUCCUUGAGUAGCGAGAUAAGAAAACUGGAGAAGGGAGGAUGGAAUAGGAACGACGAAAUUCCAGAAGUUAACAGAAAAUAUCAGUUCCCUUUAAUCCACUGGGCAUGCGUACUCGGAAAAACAAACGCCGUGAGGUGGCUUCUUGAUCAAGGUUUCAGUCCCACGGUCCAAAAAUCUAGUACGUUGGAGACAUGUCUGCAUCGUACACUCAUGACAAUACCAGACACCGUGUCGAUGAAGAGCGGACGAUUGUGCGUUUCGCGAUUUGAUGCUAUCCUAUCCCAACUAAGCGAUUGCCUAUUGAUUGGCGAUUAUCUACAGAACACGCCACUUCAUCUCGCUGCGCAAUUCAUGGAGCAGAACAAAUGUUACUCUCUUUACGAGAACCUAUUUCUGACCAUGCUCACACAUGUGAAAAGGAUGCCCAGUGCUAAAAGGCGUAAAUGCUUGAAUGCACGUAAUUGUGCUGGCGAUACAGUCCUAAACAUACUCUCCUCCAAUGGCAAGUGCAUGAACAUUAUCGAGAAGCUUCUCGACGCUGGUGCCGACUGUAUGAUAGUGAACAAGCUUAGUAUAGGACCUCUCGCAACAGCCGAGAAGUGCAACUCGGCACUUGCAAACUUCCUAAGAAGCACCAUUUUAAAAAAGGCCGGUUAUCCACUUCCAACUCCGGUGGAUUGCAGUGAGGAAUCGAGGAGAAAGUCGGAACGAAGAUCGAACCAGUUCACGAGCUCCGUGCUGCCCAACAUUUCCGGCGAGGUUGACUUCACAAACCUGCCGUCUGCUUCAUCCGAGCUAAGCAACUCAAGUGACGGAUCCGAAAAAACCAAAAACUCCACAUCAUCCUUGGAAGAAGAUCCUAUUCACGUUGACAGCGGGGAUGAAACAAUUAGUCAUGUCAACGAGGAAUUCAUUUCGACACCUGCUCCCACCGCUGACCAGGAUGCGGACCUUAUACCGACGGCUAUUGUGGCACCAAACUCAUUACAUAUCACCUCAACUGUCGAGUCUGGCUCGCCCCCAAACUCCUUUGAAGCCAUCGAAGAUGAGGGAGAAGCAACUGAAGAUAAUGAAGAAACAGUGGACACGAAAAGGGAAGGUGAAAAUUUGGAAUUUGAAGAAAUGUGCCGAUGUAGUGAGGAGCCUGAUAACGAUGGACUUUCCAAUAACCCGAGCACAAAUAACACAGAACAAGAGGACAACAGCAGUAUUGCUAACGAUACACCAGCGAAAGAGGGACCUGAAGACGGUCAGGGUACCCAAGUCAGCCUGAUGGAUAGUCUUAAAGAAGCAGGUGUGCUGCAAAAUUUGACAAGCGUAAUUGAGAACACGAAAAAGGGUCAUGUGGACAGGAUAAACGAAUUAAAAACCUCGCUGUCAGACGUUGCGCGUAAUCAUUCGAUAGAAAAGGAAAAGCAAAAGAAAAUUAAGUAUGAAAUGCGCAAAAAGAAACGUGAAAUGGACAAUUUGAAAAAGGAACUUGCCAACAGCAUAAAGAGGGAGAAUUUCGGACAAAGUAAACGAAAACGGUUGGUGGAGGAAAAAAAUGACCUUGACAAAAAGUUGGCACGUUGUGAGAAUCUGUUGAAAGAAGUGCCUAAAAACGAUUUCCAGUUAUGAUUAUCCACCCAAGGUAUUCGCACAUUUCGUGGCAUGUAGUGUUGAGUUAUGUUAUUUAAAGUUGUGUGAAGGAACGGAGUUAGUCGAUUUUGUGGCGUGUAACUCGAACCUUCGAUAAUUGCGUUCAUAGAUGUCAAAGUUUACCAAAGACGUUUGUAGAUAUUGUGGCAUAGAUAUAUUGAAUUUUAUAUAUUGCAAUUAUGUAGAUACGGAGAUUACUAUAGGAGUUAGUAGAUACCUACACCUUGACCUGCGGAGAAGAGUUGUUUUUACACAUUUAGCUAUAUAAUCGCA